Phyllopteryx taeniolatus (common seadragon) is the source of this 721-nucleotide messenger RNA. RefSeq lists its product as uncharacterized. Gene Ontology annotation, cellular component: nucleosome. NCBI's taxonomy places the organism in Eukaryota, Metazoa, Chordata, Actinopteri, Syngnathiformes, Syngnathidae. The record is from RefSeq and is a predicted model, not a curated record. Bases 319 to 669 code for a protein of 116 amino acids. Gene Ontology annotation, molecular function: structural constituent of chromatin; protein heterodimerization activity; DNA binding. The transcript has 2 exons.
UGUAACCAGGAAGCGGUACAAGUUCGCCACUUAGUGGAAAAAAAUACUUAGUGCAAGCAUUGUUCCUUAUUCAAAUCGAUCAAAACAAGUCGAAGAUUUGCAGACGCGGAAGGAUAGAGAAUUUGACAUAAUUCCAGAUUGAGUGUCCAGUUUGUGUCAUUUGUGACGUCCACCAAAUAUGGAAGUGCAAGCAGGUGAGCUUCAUUAGGCCACUAAUUGCUGCACGCACUAUAAAGUGGAACCGUGACAAAAGACAACGGGCGAGUCGUUCCUGAAAACAUUGUGGUAAACGUUUGUUCAACAACAACAACAACAACAAUGUCGAAUGACGUUUCAAAGAAGAAGGGCAAGAGUUCCGGUGAGAAAAAGUCGAAGAAAAGAGUCAAACGUAAAGAGACGUACGCCAUGUACAUCUAUAAAGUUUUGAAACAGGUUCAUCCGGACACUGGCAUCUCCAGCCGGGCCAUGAGCAUCAUGAACUCUUUCGUCAACGACCUGUUCGAGAGGAUCGCCACCGAAGCGUCGCGCCUGGCGCAGUACAACAAGCGCGCCACCAUCACCAGCCGCGAGGUGCAGACCGCCGUCAGGCUGCUGCUGCCCGGCGAGCUGGCCAAGCACGCGGUGUCCGAGGGCACCAAAGCGGUUACCAAGUACACCAGUUGCAAGUGACGACGCGGUCGUGUUGCCACCUACCAAUAAAUUGAAUCUGGCCUGUAUCUCA